GUAAAUUCACUCACAUAGCUACUAGAGCAGAUGUGCAAGAGAAUGUACAGAAAUACAUCAAGGUGUUGAGCCGACCGCUUGCAUUACAAAAAGCCAAACAUAAGGUGUGGAGUCCUGUCUACUUAGAUUAUGUAACAGAGCAGGCAGAUAUUCGGGUGCCUACAGGCAGGCCUGCCGAUCUAAAUAUGGAUUACGAAGACGAUGCAGUAUAUGAGGGAUUGGGUCUGGUUAUGUCACUGUCAAUGCCUGUAUUUGAUGGAAGAAAGACUGUGGGUGUUGGUGAAGAAGAACCAGAAACAAAUUUACUUGGAGUUGUUGGAACAGAUCUAAGAGUUAAUGAUCUCAUGAAAUUUAUUCCGACAUUUAAGCUUGGAGUAAAUGGUUAUGCUUUUGGUAUUACCAAUCACGGAUAUGUGUUAUUCCAUCCAGACUACAGACCAUUU
Molecule: messenger RNA, 443 nt
Organism: Candidula unifasciata
Lineage: Eukaryota; Metazoa; Mollusca; Gastropoda; Stylommatophora; Geomitridae
Source: the annotation of a GenBank genome assembly